UAUUUGACACUUUAUCAUUCUAUGGGGCACCACCCCAUAGAAACGAUGUCAGUUAAUCGUGCGCUUCUCCCUUAAGUGAUAAGGUGUCAAAUAAUCUUGGAGUAUCAAGUAAUGUUAUGUAAUCCGAAGAGUGAAGCACUUGUUCAGAAAUCAAAGUCUUUAUCUAUAUGUAUUUUUUGUCAAAGUAGAAUAAUGUCAAUCAAUUUACGGAAUUCAACCCCCGACGACCCGAAUACCCUCUCAAACGCUUUUGGUCAUGAGUACAAAAAUGAUUACAGCCCCCACAACUCCAAGUCACACUUUCACGGGUCAAAGUCUGAACACAGCCGGCAUAGCUCGACGUCCCCCACUGGUCGUAACAGCGUUCACAACCAUUUUUCGACUCGGUCGAACUCUAAAAUUCGUGGUAACAGCACAACUGAUCAUGACCAUCAUGACCACCACCACUCCCACUUCCACGGACGAAGGCACAGUCGGCGUCACAGUAGUGCAGACUACCAUCAUGACCCGCAACGCCAAAGCCAUGGUCAUGAACACCACCACCAUCAUCAUCAUGACCAUUCUCACGAUCGGCACUCGCAUCACGAGCACCAUCAUUCGCAUCAUUCCAACGAAUCGGAUAUAUUCUUCAUGAUUCCGAGAGGGGUCCUAGUACAGUAUGGACCAUACACAUUUCAUGGCGUCUGCGACUUUCGAGUUGAGCGUCUGCAAGGCUUGCAAAAAGUUCUGCAAAAAAUGGGAGCCAAAGUGAAAAUGAUUCCAAACACGGACUACGUGAACCGUGUACAUGUUUGGUAUAUGGAUGCUGUAAUUUUUUCUUGCAAAAUUACUGAUUUUCAAUUCGGUGGGGAUGGGGAACUGGAUCCCCUGUGCGUACACGUAGCACGGGCUUUCGAUCACGCGACAAGAAAAUCGAUUCACGGUCUCCGGAACAGAAUUCGACUAGAUGCUCAUGAACAGUUUUCUUCUGCACAUCUCGACCCACAUCUGUACAGCACAGGCCACUCUGCUCACAAGAUUAAGGACGAGGAACACAAUAAGAACAAGGAAGUUUUGGAAAAGAGUAAUACAUCGAAAAUAGCUGACGGUGAUGAGGAGGAUCACGACGAGGAGGAGGAGGAAGAAGAAGAUGAAGACCAAGAAGAUGAAGAUGAAGCUGAUCAGGAAAAGGAGGACAAGUUCCAGGAGGAUCUUUCAACUUUCACUAAUUUCAACUAUGAUGAGAGUUUAGACGAUGAUGACGACGAGAUGCCUGACAAUUACUAAUAUUGUUGCGUUCAAUUAUGUCAUCCA
Messenger RNA from Folsomia candida, 1293 nucleotides. RefSeq lists its product as uncharacterized. The record is from RefSeq and is a predicted model, not a curated record. Bases 112 to 1266 code for a protein of 384 amino acids. NCBI's taxonomy places the organism in Eukaryota, Metazoa, Arthropoda, Collembola, Entomobryomorpha, Isotomidae. The transcript is spliced from 4 exons.